Musca vetustissima is the source of this 492-nucleotide messenger RNA. RefSeq names its product thioredoxin-like. The coding region runs from base 1 to 492 and encodes 163 amino acids. Gene Ontology annotation, cellular component: cytoplasm. The record is from RefSeq and is a predicted model, not a curated record. The transcript has 2 exons. NCBI's taxonomy places the organism in Eukaryota, Metazoa, Arthropoda, Insecta, Diptera, Muscidae. Gene Ontology annotation, molecular function: oxidoreductase activity, acting on a sulfur group of donors, disulfide as acceptor.
AUGCUACAAAUAAUAAAAUCAAGUUUGAUAUCAACUCUAAGCUCUUUUGUCAAAUCAUCCAUUGCACAAAAUCUUCGUGUUGUGGGGCCAGGUGUCUUUGCUUCAACCAAAAGAACUUUCUCGCAGGAUCCAGUUGUGUGGAAGAAAUACGCCGUAAAUGAUCAUGAGCAAUUCGAUCAGUUGGUAAUCAAUAAUGGCCAACCGGUAAUUGUCGACUUCCAUGCGGAAUGGUGUGAACCCUGUCAUAUUCUAACGCCAAUUUUAAAUGCUCUGACCGAAAAAUCCAAACACAUCGAUCUGGCUAUUGUAGAUGUUGAACAGAAUCAAGAUUUGGUUGAAACAUUUGAUGUAAAGGCUGUGCCUGCUGUAUUGGCGUUCUGUAAUGGCGUAAUUGUGGACAAAUUCAUUGGCUUGGUUGAUGAAAAACGUUUGGAGGCUUUGGUUAAGAAGCUGAAGUUAAACAACAAUAAAAGCUGUCCAAUGCCCGAAUAA